AUGAUAAGCUACCCCGAAGAUCAGAAGCGUGGAAGAUAUCUUGCGGAUUGGCUUGCCUACCGUAAUGGCGGUUCAAUCGUCGGUGGUGCCAUCAACCUCGCUUUCAAUUCCACUGGGAAAACCACGGGAAAGUUAGAUUGGAGAACAUAUGUUGUUUUCGUGGCCUUGCAAUGCCUUGGCCCCUUCGUUGCCAUGCUGCUUUCACCCCCUGAGAAGGUCCAGCGUCAAGAUGGCAGAAAAGUCCCUAAGGCCGAGCAAAUUCCGACGACUGCUGAGCUGAAGGCCGUUGCUAAGAUUCUGGUCCGGAAAGACUUUCUUCUUGUGUAG
Colletotrichum aenigma is the source of this 327-nucleotide messenger RNA. Its product is annotated as UNC93-like protein. The record is from RefSeq and is a predicted model, not a curated record. Bases 1 to 327 code for a protein of 108 amino acids. Lineage: Eukaryota; Fungi; Ascomycota; Sordariomycetes; Glomerellales; Glomerellaceae. The transcript has 5 exons.